CCACUGAGCGCCACAUAGCGAUACAAACGUAAACUAACGAAAAAAGCAUUUUUAAAAGUAACGUCGGUGUUAUAAUCAACAAAAUAGUUUAUUCAUUGUGUAUUGUUCUGUAAAUUAUUUGUGUUCCAAUAAAAUGGACUCAUUUACGCAGCGAAUGUUAGAAUUAGCUGAGGAACGAAGCAAGACUCUCGGCAUUAGUAGCACGAAUAAAUUUCCGUUAACGGAAUACAAUCAAGAGGCGUCUGUGAAUACGAUGAAAAAUCAAAAUUCACCGAAAAAGUCGCCAUCGCCAACAAAGAAGUACAGUGUUGUGCGUAAGGAAUCGAAUAUGUCAAAAAAUUCGUCACAACGGAUGUCAUCACCAAAUGAUACCAAGGAAAACGUUGAUGUUGCACUUGAAAUCAACAUAACCACCGGUCCGAAUGUACAGGUUCAAGUGGAAGUGGAAGAGCGUGACGUCGAUGAACAUGGCAAUGUUCUCAAAAGCGCGGAAAACGCGUCUGAUGAACACCUUCCAAUGAUUAGAGACUCUUCGAGAAACCGUUUGCAACGCCUUGGUGCAUUGUAUUCGGAAACGGAGAAUCUAUCGUCGCCCAUUCAUCGGAAUGAAGCUCGUUUCGAUGACGAAGCGCAGACUGACGAUAACUAUCGUGGAAAAUCAACCACAAGACUCGGCAAACUUGCUGCUCUUGCCAGCGAAAGAAAUAACUGGGAAGACGAGUCGUCCACUUCUGAUGGAAAGUCCACAAAGCCAGUGUCCAGUCCAACCAAAAGUGCUCCAACAAUUGUGGGAGCCAGUCCUCGAAAAUUUGUGAACACCGGUGCCAUUCCGAAGCAGCCUACCAAAUCCAAUUUGAGUCCGACAAAGAAAAUGGGCGAAGUAACAACCACUUCUGACGGUACAACGAAACGCCCGUCGAAACAGUUGAAGUGGGAUAAGAAUGUGAUGGACCAUCUUGAGCAACAAGGUUUCCAGCGACGCGAAUCAACCACAUCCAAGCUGGUUUACGAUUACAAAGAACCGAAAGACAGCGUCAAAUCGGCUCCAGAGCAUGUGAAACCCGUUCAGUCAACAGUGGAAUCAGCCAAGAAAACUUACGUUUCCACUGCCCAAAUUUCGCAAGUUUCCGAAGUAAAAUCACCGCGUUCUACCGCAAAUAAUACGACUGGAAAGCACUCAGCAGUUGUGACAAAAGGUUUGGUUUCUGACAGAGCUGCUCGGUUCGAGUCAUCACAACCAAACGCUACCCAGAAAUCUCAUAAGGAUCCUGCUGAAAUGUCUCUGAAGGAACGACUGGCUCUGUUCGAGAAAAACAAGGGAGCUGCUUUGAUACCGAAAGCAGCAUUAGGAAUGUCCGUAUCGGCCAAACAGAUUAUGGGCGAAGGACAAACUCCCAAAUCAAAUACACCGGAAAAGCCCAAGAUAAAUUCAUUUAACAAGCCAGUAUUUGCCGAAUCGACCGCAUCCGGUAGCGGUAUUCGAAAUGCAGUCGCAGCAUUAAUGUCCAAUGCAACGACAUUGUCACAGUCCCAAAUUAGUAACGACAUUCGUAAGCAGCGCGAGAAAGAAAUGAACGUCGUGCUAGGUCGUUUUAAUCGACCAAUUGAGUCUUCGUCGUCAAGUGAACCGGAUUCAACAUCGCGCAGUUUCGUACCACCAGCACCACCAAUGCCUACGAAUUUACUGAGUAAAGAUCGUUCAGCGGAAGUGAAGUCCAAUGCUAAGCGCAAGAGCAAUGAAAAACUUCCGCAACAUCAGUCAAAUGAACGGCGUUUGUCGGAUGAAGACUCGAAACGGGCCAAAGUCAAUCCAACCCAUAAUGGUCGGCUGUAUCCCGUAUUGUCGGACAUCGAGUCUCAAGUGACCGAAUCCGAUCGUGAUGAUUGCACCACAGCCACUAUGUCGGAUGAACAGAACUAUCAUCAUAAUCGCAGCUACAGCGAGGAAGACAGUUACAUGGACUCGGCAGAGGAAGACGACAUCUGUAACAUGAGCCUGGGCCGUGAAAUAAUGCAAGCCGUAAAGCGAAACGAUCCGUUGCGACCGCAAACGCGCAAUUCGCUUAACAAUUCGAACAAUCGCGACAGUUCGACGGCUAGCGAAUAUUCGGGAAAUGGACAGGGCGAUGACAUUGAUGAUUAUAUCAAUGAAGCACUGGAAGACGAUGACGAUUCGUAUCAGGAGAAUGUUACGCCGCGUAAGGGUUCGAUAUCGUCGAACAGUUUUUCUUAUGCUCGAAGUCCGGCGAAAAGUUUGCGCCAUCAAACGAUUGACGAAGAUGAUUGCGAAGACGGUGCUCGUCAAAUGAAUUUCAAAUGUCCCGUCAAAUCUGAAUUGACCGUCAAUCCAUCUGACGACAACAAUGUUGUCACAUUAACUCAUACCGUGAGUUUCUAUCGUAGACAACAGUCUCAGAGCGUCAACAACACUCCUGUCCGAAGAUUGGCUUACUCGGAUGAAGAAGACGAUUCCGUCAGCCAAUCGUCGUCUGACACAUCAAACGACAACAGUUUGUUUGAUGCUAAAUUGAAACAAUUGCUGGAGAAUAUCCAUAGACAGGAACGGGUUAUCUACGAAACCAGUAAAGCAUUGAACGUAUGCGCCCAAUCGAUUGAAUUUUCUGGAUCAACUGUGUCUGUUGAAUCGGAACGCCAUUUACUGUUAGCGACUAAGAGACGUAAGGCUUUACUGGACGAGGUGAAUCGCUUAAAAGUGGAUCGAUGCGUUCGACCACCGGGCCUGCCAACCGAUCGUGGCACUCUGUCCGUCAAAGAAAUAAUCAUUCCUCUGAAAGAGGAUUACAUUAGCAAAUUGAACAUGGAUGUUUGCAAUGGUCAUCAUUUGGUGUGUCUAUUGACGUACAAUGAUCAGGUGUUAGCCACAAAUGCGGUGACCACACGGAAGGGACUGAAGGCUGUUAAAUUCCCGGAUGAAUUACGAUUGAACAAUGUUUACGCAGACUUUACCCUUUUCUUAGAAAUUUACGGCAUGACUGCACAACGCGAAGCAUUAGCACAGGACAUGAAGAAAACACCGAAAACACCGAAGGGUAAAAAACAGCAACAACGACGACAGCCGCUUCCAUCACCGGGCGGUCCAUCUGUUGUGAGAACAUCGGCAUUCACGCAUUACGGAUCAGUCACAUUCUCCAUUAAAGAAGUCAAUCGAAAUUCGUGGAGUUUGAAUCAAGAAUCAUUUGUCAGUCCAUUAUUGGGCAAAAUAUUCAUGAAAGUUCAUUGCGAACUGUCGGUGUCCCUUUAUCAUAAAGGAUUCCUGACAAUGUUCGAAGAUGUAUCCGGUUUCGGAGCAUGGCACCGUCGUUGGUGUUGUUUGCAUGGCAGUAUAUUGAGCUACUGGCGAUAUCCAGAUGAUGAGAAAACGAAGCCGCCAAUGGGAAGCAUUGACUUACAAAAUUGUCAUUCGCAAAUGAUCGAACCAGUUCGACGUGAUGUGUGCGCUAGAUUACACACAGUUUUGAUUGAAUUGAAACGGCCAUGUCAGAAGGACGAUAAGAACUCUUUGGUUCUGGAAAAGCACAGCAAUUACACGCUCGUAAGACAUCUUCUCUCAGCUGACACAAAAGAAGAUCGUGACAGAUGGAUCGCUCAUUUCAACAAAUCGUUAAUCAUUAUACGAUCAUGGAAUGCUGCCGCCAGCAAAAAGGCUUAGAGUUUUUUUGCUGACAAUUUUGCGAUUUCAGGCUCGGUCAUUUCCAAGUGGUUUUCUUUUUUGAAGUUUUUAUUUUUAUUCUUCUUUUAUUUAAGAAAUAAACUCUACCUACAACCGUAUUAAAAUAAUGAACACACACUUAAACGGCUCAUGCGCUAAAACAUUGGAAGAUUGUCAACUAACCAUUAUAUAAAUAUUAAACUUAUUAGCAU
Bradysia coprophila is the source of this 3882-nucleotide messenger RNA. It is a transcript of the gene scra, whose product is annotated as anillin, actin binding protein. The record is from RefSeq and is a predicted model, not a curated record. Lineage: Eukaryota; Metazoa; Arthropoda; Insecta; Diptera; Sciaridae. Gene Ontology annotation, biological process: mitotic cytokinesis; septin ring organization; actomyosin contractile ring assembly. Gene Ontology annotation, cellular component: actomyosin contractile ring.